Talaromyces marneffei is the source of this 1089-nucleotide messenger RNA. RefSeq lists its product as uncharacterized. Gene Ontology annotation, cellular component: Golgi membrane. Bases 1 to 1089 code for a protein of 362 amino acids. The transcript has 2 exons. Gene Ontology annotation, biological process: protein N-linked glycosylation. The record is from RefSeq and is a predicted model, not a curated record. Gene Ontology annotation, molecular function: glycosyltransferase activity. NCBI's taxonomy places the organism in Eukaryota, Fungi, Ascomycota, Eurotiomycetes, Eurotiales, Trichocomaceae.
AUGCCACAAGGGUUCACCAAACGAGCGAUUGGCGCCUUAUUAACGGCCACCGCUUUACUAUUAAUAUGGAGGAUAUCGAAUUACGAUGUUACCUCUUUAGCACCAUCGUCGUCGUCGUCGAAUAGUCAAACCGCCAAAUCUGGCGGAAACCCGCGACGAAUCGCCAAAGUGUCGAUGCUGUAUGGCAAUCCGAAUUCAUUAUAUGAACGAGCACUCCAGAGCCAUGAGAGGCACGCACAACGAUGGGGGUAUCCCAUGUAUGUGCUAGAGGAGGAUAUUUCGGAGGGGUUUUGGAAUAAGCCGAGUUAUGUAUUGUCGCUUGUUAUCCAGGAGCUUGCGAAGCCGCCUGCGAAACGGUGUGAAUGGUUGAUGUGGGUUGACGCCGACUCAAUAAUAAUCAACCCUGCAAUCCCCGCCGACAUCUGGCUUCCUCCCCCCGACCUCUCUGAAAUCCACUUUGUUGCCUCCAAAGACCAAAACGGUCUAAACACCGGCAUUGUAUUUUUCCAUGUCCACCCCUGGACAGUCAGUAUGCUCGUCGAAACCCUCGGAUAUCCUUUAUAUCUCCCCGAAAUCGACCUGGGCCGUUCCGCAGACCAAGAAGCGAUGGCUCGCAUCAUGAAAAAGACAACCGGUGGCCCUAAAGGGGAAGGAUAUGCUGAGGGAAUGGUAUACCUACCUCGACCAUGGAUAAAUACCUACGAAUGGCACCACGCCUACGAAGGCGAAAAGGGGAAUAUGCUCGUCCAUUUCCCAGGCUUGGAGGAGGAUCGCUGGCCUCAUAUGGCGAAUUGGUUGGAUAUCGUGGAAAAGACACCCUUAGAAUGGGAGAUGCCGCUAAAAGAGUCUGGAUAUGAUGAACUCGCCCGCGAGUUUUGGGCAAAGUUCCGCGCUGCCAGGGAUCUGGCCAAUAGUGUGCAGGAAGACAUUAUGCUUUCGCCCACGGGGACCUCGACGUCUCUCCGGCAGGCAGCCGUAAACAAUGUGCGGACUGCGCUGCGGGAACAUGCCGAUGAGCCGGAGCUGGUUCAGCAGCAGGUUGAUGAGCUCAAAGCGGCUGUUAGGGAAGAAUUAUCUGGGCGGUACUAG